This is a messenger RNA of Nicotiana attenuata, 1269 nucleotides long. RefSeq names its product gamma carbonic anhydrase 1, mitochondrial-like. The coding region runs from base 170 to 985 and encodes 271 amino acids. The record is from RefSeq and is a predicted model, not a curated record. Lineage: Eukaryota; Viridiplantae; Streptophyta; Magnoliopsida; Solanales; Solanaceae. The transcript is spliced from 5 exons.
CAGCUCACUUCAAUUCUCACCCUUUGUGGUGUCCACAAUCCUCCUCAUUUCUCAAGUCAGCUAAACGCAACAUCUCACUUCUUCUACAUAAAUAAAUAAUAUAUAUUUCAGGCCUGUUGUAAUCAGUAAAUUGGAGAAAGCCGGUUCUGGAAUCGGAAGCAAAUAGGGGAUGGGUUCGGCGGGGAAAGCAAUCUACACCGUCGGUUUCUGGAUCCGAGAGACAGGCCAAGCCCUUGAUCGAUUGGGCUGCCGCCUCCAAGGCAACUAUUACUUCCAUGAACACCUGUCGAGGCAUAGAACUUUGAUGAACCUGUUUGACAAAGUACCAGUUGUUGAAAAGGAUGCAUUUGUGGCCCCAAGUGCCUCUAUAGUUGGUGAUGUUCACAUUGGUCGUAGUGCUUCUAUUUGGUAUGGAUGUGUUCUGCGAGGUGAUGUGAACAGUGUUAGCAUUGGAGCCGGAACCAAUGUCCAGGAUAAUUCUCUAAUUCAUGUAGCUAAAUCAAAUAUCAGUGGAAGGGUUUUGCCCACGACUAUUGGGAAAAAUGUUACCAUAGGUCAUAGUGCUGUAUUACAUGGAUGUACUGUUGAAGAUGGGGCAUUUAUCGGCAUGGGUGCAACUGUGCUUGAUGGGGCGGUUGUAGAGAAAAAUUCUAUGGUUGCUGCUGGUGCCCUUGUCAGGCAGAAUACAAGGAUUCCAUGUGGAGAGGUCUGGGGAGGAAAUCCAGCAAGGUUCUUGAGGAAGCUCACAGAAGAAGAAAUAAUGUUUAUCUCCCAGUCAGCCAUGAACUAUUCCAAUUUAGCGCAGGCCCAUGCAGCUGAAAAUGCAAAGAAGUUGGAUGAGAUUGAAUUUGAGAAGGUGCUGCGGAAGAAAUUCGCUCGUAAGGAAGAAGAGUAUGACUCUAUGUUGAGUGGUGUUCGUGAUACACCUCCAGAGCUUGUCCUGCCUGAUAAUGUCCUAUCAGACAAGGCACCAAAGGCCUCCUAAGUGUGGGUUCCGACUGGAGGUUCCCCUGGGUUUUCUGAUGCUAUUGGGCAACUCCUUUUGUUUUGGGCGGAUUAAGGUGCAAAUGCCUGCGUUUAGUUUCCAAUAAUUGAGGCCAGGCUGAAAUAUCAAAGAUCAAUACUGGUAUGCAGCUCUAGCAUUUUUUAACUUACCCUGUCUGGCUAACCAGAGCCUAUUGACUGUUCAUGACAAACCAAAGCUACAGUCGAGCUUAAAUUUUUGACUGUUUAAGGAAUAUGAGAAACUCCACCGGUUAUCCUCCUCGA